Meleagris gallopavo (turkey) is the source of this 1236-nucleotide messenger RNA. It is a transcript of the gene EFCAB6, whose product is annotated as EF-hand calcium binding domain 6. Gene Ontology annotation, cellular component: nucleoplasm. Gene Ontology annotation, molecular function: calcium ion binding. NCBI's taxonomy places the organism in Eukaryota, Metazoa, Chordata, Aves, Galliformes, Phasianidae. The record is from RefSeq and is a predicted model, not a curated record.
GUCAGAAGUCUGCCAGGGUUUGAAUGCUUCACAAGAAAAGGAGGAAUCAGACUUCUUCGAUACAGGAGGACCCACAAGCAGCUCCAAAAACUGAGGAAGGGCAAAAAGUCAUUCUGCCUAAAUUUUCUUGGGAGCUGUCAGAGAGAGGCAUCCUCUCACGGAUACCAGAAGUAGCAACCGUUCGCUUGAACAUGAUUGCAUGAGAUUUUAAAGAUAUUGACUCUUCAAAAGAUAACACAAUAUCAAAAGAGGUGUUCUGGAAUAUUUGCAACCAACAUUUUCAGCAUCUGACAGAAGAGCAAUUUGAAAAUCUUUGGAACACAGUGGAUGUCGAUGUUGGUGGAUGAUUGAAAUAUCAGGAAUUUUCUAAGAAAUUCAGCUCAGAACAGGUAACAAUGUCAUCAACCACUCCCAGUGCUACUAGUCCUGAGACAUCUACCAAGCCAGUUACCUGUGCAUCCUCUCAGCCUGAGCAUCCCAAGACAUCAUCUUCUCUAGUGGGGCAGGAGAGUACAUCAGCAUCCAGCCAUCCUCAGACAACAACAGAAUGUUCUGCGCCUGUCCCUAACUGGGAAGAAAUAGAAAAUAAGAUAAGAAAGAAUAUCCAGUGUUCCUGGAGAGACAUACUGAAGCUGUGUCAAGAGAAGGAUGUCAGCAAGAUAGGAGAAAUCCCAGUGUCUGACUUCCCAGAUAUAGCAGAGAAGUUCCAUUUGGAUUUAAGCAAAGAAGAAAUUAGCCAAAUAACAACAAAAUACGAUAUCAAGAAAAAUGGAAAAUUUGCAUACUAUGACUUCUUUCAGAGCUGUAUUUUGUUGUUAAAACCACAGAAAAGCACACUGCUACAAAGAGUGAUUAUACCGAAGCCACAAAAACCGAUGAGUCCUGGACCGCAAUCCAUGUUGUUCUACAGCACAAUGCUGAGAAUUCAGCCCCAGAUCUUGCACUGCUGGAGACCAAUGAAGCGCACUUUUAAAUCCUAUGAUGAAAGUCGUACUGGACUGUUAAAUGUUGCAGAUUUCAGACAAGUUCUUCAUGAAUACAAAAUCAACCUAUCGGAAGAAGAGCUGUUUAACAUUUUGGAAUACUAUGAUAAAACUCUAUCUUCAAAAAUAUCCUAUAAUGAUUUUCUCCGGGCAUUCUUACAGUAGGAUUUGGUCAAAUGCAGGAAACUGUAGAUAAAGACAGUGAUGGAUUUACAAUUUCAAAUUUCAAACUAAUAAAUUAAUUGAGAAUGGC